AUGCCAAAUUUAUCCGGCAUUUUUCUUGCUGAUCCAACCUUUGCUUUGCCCGUCAAUAUCGACCUAGUUUUAGGCGGAGAUGUAUAUGGCGAUAUCUUACUCUCUGGCAUGAAAAAGUACGAACGUGGCAUUUUCCUACAAGAAACUCAUUUUGGAUGGAUGAUUUCUGGUCCAUCUACUACAACUCCUUCACAACAAAUUUUGCAUACAAAUUUAUGUACUCUAGAUGAUCAGCUUCGUUUAUUUUGGGAACAGGAGGAACUGCACGAAGAGCGCCAGCUCUCUUCCGAAGAGACAGCCUGCGAAAACCACUUUUUGCAAACCUACAAGCGGGAUAAAUGCGGCCGGUAUACGGUUCACUUACCUUUUAAAACCCUAUUUGCACAGGGUAAGCUCCCAGCAUUUAGUGGCACCGACUUUAACGCUGUUAAAAGACUUAAGCAGCUAGAAAUGCGAUUCAAAAAUCAACCUAACUUUGCAAAGCUUUACAAAGAUUUUAUGGCAGAAUAUCUAAGCUUAGGUCACAUGCAAGAAGUCGGCUUUUAUCCAGAAGAUCUGCAAGAAAAUUCAUAUUUCUUUUGUCAUCAUGGUGUCUUACGGCAAUGCAGCAGCACCACCAAAUUGCGCGUUGUAUUCGACGGUGGGAAUCGUUGUCCCCCUCACCCUUCUCUCAAUGAUGAACUUGCUGCAGGGCCGGCAUUGCAAAGUGAUUUGUCAAGUAUUAUUUCUCGAUGGAGAAGUCACAAAGUAGCUUUUACAGCCGAUUUAGAAAAAAUGUUUAGGCAAAUCAACGUUUGUAAGGAACAUCAAAAUUAUCAGUGCAUUCUCUGUCGAGAGGAUUCUACAAAGCGAAUUAAAAUAUAUAAACUUUGCACUGUCACUUAUGGGACAACUUCUGCUCCGUAUUUAGCGAUUCGUGUUCUACGCCAACUAGCCACUGAUGAGCAAACAAAUUAUCCUCUCGCAAGCCAAGUGUACUUAAAUGAUACCUACGUUGACGAUAUUAUAUCAGGUGCAGACACGAACGCGGAAGCAAUCGAGCUACAACAACAACUCAGCAGGCUGUCAUCUAGUGGCGGAUUUAAUCUUAGAAAGUGGAACUCAAAUUCUGCCGUGUUGAUACAAACAAUUCCACCUGAGAAUAAAGAGAACGCCAAUUGGAUUGAACUUAAGGCAGAGAACCUCGUAAAAGCCCUUGGUCUUUUUUGGGACACGAACGAAGAUGAAUUCUCUUUCAAAAUCAACUUUAGUUUUGCUUCCGCAAUAACUAAGAGGAGUAUGCUCUCUGAUGCGGCCAAAUUAUUCGACCCACUUGGUUGGCUGGCGCCUACCACAAUUAUCGCUAAAAUCAUGUUCCAAAGGUUAUGGAUGGAGGGACUAGAUUGGAAUGACCCACUUCCAACUAAAUUAAAUGCUGAAUGGUUGCAGUAUCGAGAUUCUCUGCAUGAACUCGAAAGCAUAAAGAUUCCAAGGUGGUUUGGAUGCAACAAAUUUAACAAAAUUGAGUUGCAUGGUUUCAGUGACGCCUCACAGGCUGCCUAUGGGGCAGUUGUAUAUGCGGUAGUCUAUAACAACUCAACUAUUUCCGCAUCACUUAUUCAGUCAAAAACUAAGGUAACACCGCUCAAAACUGUGUCAAUUCCGAGACUGGAAUUAUGUGCGGCGGCGUUACUGGGUAAACUCAUGGCGAAAGUGAAAACCUACUUCCACGCGGAUGCACCUGUUUUCUAUUGGACCGACAGCACAGUGGUUUUGAGUUGGAUACGAUGCCAUUCCACGCGCUGGUCCGUGUACAUCGCCAAUCGCGUAGCUGAGAUUCAGCGCAUAUCUGAUGUAAGUCAGUGGAGGCACGUGCGUACAAGCGAGAAUCCAGCGGACUGCUUAACACGCGGUCUGACUCCAAAAGAGCUUAAGGCACAUACUUUGUGGUGGUUUGGGCCGACUUGGCUUACUGGGCCAAUAUCGAACUGGCCACACGAGAACUUAACUUUCGAAACUUGUUUAGAAGAGCGAAAAUCAUAUAUCGCUUCUCACGUAACUACGUUAGCUGAAAACUCUAUGGAAGACCCCGAUUUUAUUUGUAAAUUCUCUUCGCUCUCUCGGCUUGUGCGCGUCACCGCGUAUAUUCUACGCUUUUAUUAUAACUUAAGAGCAGCGCUGCAGCAACACAAAAUAGAGAACAAUUUAUGUGAGACGGGCUUUCUAAAAUCACGCGAGAUUAAACACGCACUCGCUAUAAUAAUCAAGCAGGUACAGCGCAUUGACUUUACCCAAGAGAUACACUGUUUGGAAAAUAAGCAAGCUCUUAACAAAAAGAGUAAAAUUCUUCAAUUAGCUCCUUUUCUGGAUGGUGAUAACUUGCUAAGGGUCGGAGACGCUCAUCACCAAACUCUACAUGGCGGCGUUCAGCAGAUGCUUUCGUUUGUCUCUCAACGUUACUGGAUUCUAUCAGCGCGCAGCUCAGCAAAAUCCGUGCUCCGUAAAUGCGUAAUCUGUUUCAAAUACACAGCGAAGGUGCAUCAGCAGCAAAUGGGAAAUUUACCUGCAGUUCGUCUUCAACCAACUAAACCGUUUCAGCACAGUGGACUCGACUACGCUGGUCCCAUAACACUAAAGCUUUCACUACUUCGCAAAGCGGCAACCACAAAGGGCUAUAUCUGUCUGUUCAUUUGCAUGUGCACGAAGGCCAUACACCUUGAAGUAGUUUCAAGCUUAAAUACUGACGCCUUUAUCGCCGCAUUUCGUCGCUUUAUAUCAAGGAGGGGUCGAUGCAGCGAUUUAUACUCUGAUUGCGGUACUACGUUCGUAGGGGCUAACAAAGAGCUAAAGAUUUCCUUUCGCUCCCCGAACAUCUUGCUGCCGCACUUGCAAAUGAAGGUACGACAUGGCACUUCAUUCCGCCCGCUUCACCAAAUUUCGGAGGCUUAUGGGAAGCGGCGGUUAAGUCGACUAAACAUCAUCUAA
Rhagoletis pomonella (apple maggot) is the source of this 2964-nucleotide messenger RNA. RefSeq lists its product as uncharacterized. Gene Ontology annotation, molecular function: nucleic acid binding. The coding region runs from base 1 to 2964 and encodes 987 amino acids. NCBI's taxonomy places the organism in Eukaryota, Metazoa, Arthropoda, Insecta, Diptera, Tephritidae. The record is from RefSeq and is a predicted model, not a curated record. The transcript has a single exon.